AUGCACGACGAACCCCAUUUACCACCGACGAUCAGAGGAGAGUGGGAUGCCAAUAUUCGGAUUAGCCGGCGUACCCUGAACAAACGACGUUUAAGCAAUAGAGUAGUUGCUGAUCCCCAAUAUCGCCCGUUCCCUUUGUCCAACAAUGGAAAGAAACGAAAGAAUUCUCACGACAUACUACUGAUUGGCUAUUUAGGAGGCGGAACCUCUUUUACAGGAGAUAUUCUUGGGAAACGGAAUGAUAGCUUCUAUUUGUAUGAACCAUUGUAUUCCUUAUAUAGGUUUGGAUACUUCAAGCCAGACUAUAGCUGCAGUAUGAAAAAAGAAAGCUGCAGGAGAAGAAAUGCAACGAAUAGUCAAGUCCUUGAAAGAGUUCAGGCAUUAUUCAAUUGUGAGUAUGGCCAAUACGUUCACGAUGUCAACUGGUGGCAAAUCCUAAAAUCUGGUGGCGCUGAGAAGGUCAACGAUCGUCAUUGGAAAAUAUCUCCACAUUGUAAAGGAAUUUGUUUAAUGAAGUAUAUUAAUUUAUGUUCAAAAGAUGACUCCAUAGUUAGCAAAAUACCCAGAAUAAGUAUUAGCUUAGCAUCAAAAAUUUUAAACAAGUUACCGAACUUAAAAAUCAUUCAUCUCUUAAGAGAUCCAAGAGCCAUAAUGAACUCCAGGAAGAAAUAUGACUGGACCCCUGUCCCAGGUGGCGCCAUAUCUUUAUGCAACAAAAUGACCGAUGAUUUUAGAGAAUCACAUGAAGUGAAAAUUCUUUACCCCGGGAGAUUAUUGACCGUGUUUUACGAGGAUAUGGUAACAGAUCCAUUGAAGACCAUAGGAGCAAUGUAUAACUUUUCAGGUUAUGAUUUCGAUGCGGAUGAACGACACCGGAUACUUGACCAGAUCAGAAAUUCAUCGAAAAUCGCCACAGCCUGGAGAACACGUAUACACGAUGAUGUCCUGACAGAGACAAACAAAGCAUGUGCUCAUUUGUAUCCGGUUUUCGGAUACCCGCAAUUUGUGAAUCGAAUGGAAAUUAAUGAUACAAACAUCCCUCUCAGAAUGAAGACGACAGGAAGAGAAUUCCCUACAAUAUCGCCAAAUAAGUCAAAGGAUCGUUGA
Ylistrum balloti is the source of this 1107-nucleotide messenger RNA. RefSeq names its product carbohydrate sulfotransferase 1-like. NCBI's taxonomy places the organism in Eukaryota, Metazoa, Mollusca, Bivalvia, Pectinida, Pectinidae. The coding region runs from base 1 to 1107 and encodes 368 amino acids. Gene Ontology annotation, molecular function: N-acetylglucosamine 6-O-sulfotransferase activity. The transcript is spliced from 3 exons. Gene Ontology annotation, biological process: N-acetylglucosamine metabolic process; sulfur compound metabolic process. The record is from RefSeq and is a predicted model, not a curated record.